Messenger RNA from Setaria italica (foxtail millet), 1185 nucleotides. RefSeq names its product skin secretory protein xP2-like. The record is from RefSeq and is a predicted model, not a curated record. The transcript has 5 exons. The coding region runs from base 1 to 1185 and encodes 394 amino acids. Lineage: Eukaryota; Viridiplantae; Streptophyta; Magnoliopsida; Poales; Poaceae.
AUGACUCCGGGCGCGCCGACCGAAGGUACCAUCCUGGCGGCGGGUGCGCUCGCCGCCUCCGAGAUCCGACAGCGGAUUUGGGAGGCAUUGGAGGACAAGGACACCGACUACCCGGUGCCCGGGCACCCGCCGAUACGCCCGGACGAGGGCUUCGUCGACCUGGGCAUGCUGACCCGGGUCGUGGACUCGCACCCGCCGGUGCUCGAGGAUGCCGAUCGCGCCGCCUCCCGUGGUCUCGUCCUGCAGCUGGCGCCCAAGAAGGCGCUGCGGGUGUCGUCCGCCUCUGUGGGGCGGACCGCGGUCCCGCCCGCGGCGAGCGGCGGGGUCCCUGGUGAGGUCGCGGAUCCCGUCGCGGAAGCGGUCCCCGUGACGGCGACCGGCGGAGUGGCGGCGCCAUCAGGCGCGGGAGAGGGCGUGGACCCCGUUCCGCCUUCCGCUUCCCCGGUCGACCCUUCGGUGCAGAGCAUCGUUCCCCAGAGCCCUCAGACCGAGGAGGUGAUCGACCUCGACGCCGACGAGGCGGAGGGGACGGCGGUGACGGGAGCAGGGACGAGUGUCCCUGCAGCCGCGACGGGAACAGCGGCGGCGACAGAGGAGGGAGUGCCUGCCUCCGCGGCCGUGGCGGAGGAGGCAGUGGGGACGGCGGCGGGGACCUCCGCCCCGGGGGUCCCGGCGGAGGUGCCACCGGCGGCGGAGGCGGAGGUUCCCGCUCGAGGGGCUCCGGCAGGGGCGGAGGAGCCCGCCUCGGUUGCGGCGGAAAGCGAGGUGGCCGCAGGGAUAUUUGUUCCGCCGCCCGCGUCGGAGGCGGUGGUGCCGUCGAGCGGGUCCGCGGCGGCCCCGACAGCGAUAGGCUCUCAUGGAGUGCAGUCAGGGGAAAUCCGAUUUCCCCGGCUGGAGCGGGGGCUCUGGGAGCGCUUCAACUUGGAGAGGGAGCGAACCAGGGACCUAACCAUGCAGGUUGCCGCCGCCCAGGGGGCCAUUAAAGACCUGCUGAGGUGCGAGCAGGCGGCGCAGGAGGACGCGCGGCGGUCGGAAGCCAAAUUCCAAGCCGUCGUCGAUAAGGCCUGCCUCGACCGCGAGGAGUUCCAGGCCGCUGCCGAAAAGGCCCGCCACGACGCCGAGGAGCUCGGAGUGCGAGAGUGUGCUGUUGGCUUGAGGGAAAGAGUCUCCGUCCCCGUCUCGUGA